GGUCAAGUUGUUUUCAAAGCUACCUCAACAAUUACUUUCUCGCCUCAAUAUCCACCUAAGACGUCAUGGAAUUAUCCUCCAACACGGACGACGACCUUCGGGAUGUCUUUAAACUCCUCUACGCCGACGACGACUGGGCGUUGACUUCAGAUUCAGAGCUCGACGAUAGUGAACAGUUGGGUAACGCAGAUGGGUCUGAAAUCGAUGUUGCCGAUGACGAAGAACAACAUACCAUACGGAUCUAUAGCGGGAGGAUAACAAAGAAGCGAUUAUUUUCGGCGUUGGAUUCCCUAUUAUCUCCGGGUUACGAGACCGACACAAAACGACAACGAAUAUACAACCCUCCUGCCCCAUCAAUUCCUUCUCUCAUCCUUUCUACCCAGCCCAUGCCCGCCCUUCCCCUUUCCAAAGUAUACGCUCCAUUUUCCGCAUUAAGUCUCUUAUCCCGACUGAUGACUUUCCAACCAUACACAUAUUCCCCUCAACACCCGCUGACUCUGUCGCCUGUAAGGGCUGCGAUGAAAGGGUGGGUGAAUGAGGGACGAGAAGGACUUAAAUGCGACGUUUGCGGUGCAAGGUGGGGACUAGGAGGGCUGGAAAAAGUCAGAGAUGAGGCGAUGAAAAGUAAUCUUGGAGAAAGACUGGCAAAGGGGUUCGAAGAACGCCAUGAGAAGAAUUGCGCGUGGAGAAUAUGUGCAUCCCCAGGAAAUCUGUAUGAACAACUACGGCAUCUCGUUCACCCGCCCAUCACCUCCUCCCUUGCUCCUCUCGCGUCUCAUCUUUUAUUAGAAUGCCUCGCCCUCCCUUCCCUUCGUCUUCUGUCUCCUCUGAACCCUCUACAAGUCGAGCGUCUUGUCAGUCUCUUCAAACCUUCUUCUACAUUCUCUAUUCCUUCUCCUGCCACCGAUGUAGCAUCCCAGUUAGCCCUCUUCGGCUGGUUCCCUUACCACCCGAACUACCCCACAAUACAGAUCUCCCUCAACACUCCUUCCAGUCGAACAGAAAUCGUAUGCUGUCGUAUAUGCCAUCGGCGCAUUGGUCUUUGGAACUUUUCCAACGAGAAAGAUGGAGUUAAGCGGUUUGAUGUACUGAAUGAGCACUUGGUUUGGUGCCCUGUGCGAAUUCAAGAUGGCGAGAAAGAGUGGUGGAGCGAAUCGGGAUUGCUGGAUGGACAGAGCACACAAGCGAAGAGGAUUGGAGAGGGUGGCAUCAAGGGUUUGGUCAAGGUUAGCGAGAAAAUGGAGAAAAGAUCCUGGAGGAGAUCAUGAAGAAGGGCCAUGAAACAUGUUGUAAAUUCGAGAGGUAUUGAUGGACGGUCUAUGCCUUAGUCACUGCCAUCUUUAACCCAUCCAGCCGGAGAAACAUUGGGAAUAAACGAACAUUCACAUGUAAAAUCAUUCCUAAUGGCCUUCCGCACGAGGUUCAAGCUUCGACAGCUCAGCUCGAGCUCAUAAGGCGUCUCAUCAUGGCAUAUCAAGUGAUGCAAGAGAAGUGAAGCCACUGAUAGAGUAAUACAUAUUCACAGGUGUCAUAUCGCACAAUUUCUUCCCUUGUCAUCGGGUAAGAAAGUGAUGGGAUUGUAACUAGACUUUACAAACGUCGCUAUCAGUACAGCUGCUAUCCAAAGUGGCCAUGUCCUGGACAUCCUGGGUACGAUAAUACAGCAGCACGCUCUUGACUGGAUAUACAAUAAUAGAAGGGCUUCAUCAGCGUUUUAUUGGGGGAAAGAAGGCGUCAAAGAAACACACCGCGGAGGUCGGAAUCUUCCCCUGUCGGAGGACCCUGGGUCCAACCUGUACCACCAUUGGACCAAUUGUUGAUUGUGAAUAUCAUGCUAUGCUCCGGUUCUACAAAUUCAUAUCAUGUGACACGUCAGUGCUCAGUCUCCAACAGAGAAUACCUCGGGAAUUUUAAAUGUCAUAAGACUUACGGUUCUCUGUAGUUGUUGUACGUCUUACGAGGAUCAUUGGUGCUUAUGUCUGGGAAAGGGGCAUUGGUGUGUGCGGAAGUUAGGCUAUCGGGAUUGUUGGGCUAAGUUUAAAGCUGCAAAUCAGAAAAGC
Molecule: messenger RNA, 2060 nt
Organism: Cryptococcus deneoformans JEC21
Lineage: Eukaryota; Fungi; Basidiomycota; Tremellomycetes; Tremellales; Cryptococcaceae
Product: expressed protein
Exons: 4
Coding region: 66-1268 (400 amino acids)
Cellular component (GO): nucleus
Molecular function (GO): zinc ion binding
Source: RefSeq, a predicted model, not a curated record